Messenger RNA from Stegostoma tigrinum, 10437 nucleotides. RefSeq names its product fignl1 interacting regulator of recombination and mitosis (gene firrm). Lineage: Eukaryota; Metazoa; Chordata; Chondrichthyes; Orectolobiformes; Stegostomatidae. The record is from RefSeq and is a predicted model, not a curated record. Bases 367 to 3081 code for a protein of 904 amino acids. The transcript has 24 exons.
CGCUGGCUACGAUUUGCUGGAGAUUGUCCCGAGCCGGGAGGAGGAGGGCAACUGUAUUAAGUCCUCAAUUGGCAUAGUACUGCAUCUGUAUUUAAACACCAACUAGUUCAAGGUUUCUCUGAAACGACGGAGAAAAAUAUAAGGCGGGGCUGUAUUGAAUUUCAUGACAGGUUUACCGGUUUCCACGGAAACGACUGGCAGCUAAUGAUGCCACCCUGGUUUCAUCCUCGAGAACAGGCCUUAUUGGUAGUCGUCAAUUAUUGCUGAAAUGUCAGAUACUUGUAAACGUCGGCUGUGACUACUCCUAACGAAAAGCACAUACAAGACUGCCUUUUCUUUAAUCUGGAAUAUCUUCAAACCUUUGAGAUGUCUCAGAAUAGUCUAUUAGAAGAGGUCUGCCUGUGGAAUGAAGAGAUGUGUAAGAGGAAGAUGGGAGCUGUUCUUUCCGAACUUAUUUCUAUAUAUCAGAAUAACGAAAGCAGUAACGAACAAUUAAGAGUAUUGAAGAUUCUCACAGGCAAGUUUCUGCCUCACAUCAGCCUUUUUGAUAUAGAACCUGCCUUCUUCUCUCAGAUAUUGCCCAAGGCAAUGACAUUGUUUGAUGAACUUGCCGGUAAGUUAUCUCAACAGGCAGGAGCUUUGUCCAGUCAAAAUACCGAACUGCAGGCAGCACUGAGGAACGCAAUACAGACUCAGAUCCAACUUUUGGAAGUUCUGAUGAAUAUUGUGCAGCAUAUGUGCACUCUUGAAGCUAUAACCUUGAAAAGCAUGCAUUCGUUAUCUCUGGCUGUCUUUCAUGUCCUGAAGAAUACCUUCAGUCAUUGCAAGGACAGUGAGACUUUGUAUAGUAGUCACCUGCACUUGGUCGCGGACCUGUUGCAGUUUUUAUUUAAGGAGGCAUAUUCACUUCAGAAGGGGUUCAUGGAACUUUUGGAUCGGAUAGUUUUGGAAUCAACAGGUGCUUCUGGUGAUGAUAUUGCAUGCAUGGUGGUAGUAGUUCACAAUGUUUUGAAGAUUUGUUCAGUCAUUUCCAAAAUGGAUCAUGCUCUACAUGCUAACACAUGGAAAUUCCUUAUUAAAAUAAGUGUGAAGCACCGGGCAUUAAUCGAGACAAAGCUGCCACAUGAUGAGCUUGUUACUGGUCUCUGUGAGGACAUUUUCUAUUCUUUCAAUUCGUGUCUGCAGUUAGCUGAACAAAUUCACCAGUCUACAGGAAUGGGCAGUGCAAAUACAACUGAUUGCAAACUUUUCCAGAAGACCAUGAAGCUGUGCCGUUUUUUUGCCAACACAUUGGUGCAUUAUGUCAAGGAGUUCGUUGACUUUCUUUCAAGGUCUUGUCAUCACCUGCACCAUUUUUACCUUCAAAUGUACAGUAAAUUUCCUCCCAGUUUGUAUGCACCGGUUUUGUCUGAUGGACUAUAUGAUCAAAUUGCUUCCAUUCUCCCCGUUGCUUUGGAUGCCCUUGUCUCUCAGCUGCUGUCCUUCAGGCCUUUUGUGCAGACAGUUUUACAAGUCAACCCAGAUUUCAGUUUGGAGCUGGCCCUUCCACAGUGUUUGUUGCUGAUUAAUAUAAUAGGCAAACUUUCAUCGCAGUCCUGUGAGAUUCAAAGCCUGUGGUGUUCUGGUAGCCAGAUUUCAGAGGAAGAGCCAAGAUUACCUUUGUUUCAUACACUGUUUCACAACUUCCACCGAUGCUAUGCGGAGCUUUCUUUGCCAGUGCAGUUGCCAGGAGUGAUGAGUAAAGGACAGGCUCAAAAAAAUAUCAGCCUUUAUGAAUACAUAUGCACUAAUUUGUGCUCUUUUAUCACGUCUCUUCCGGCUUCUCUCUUUCGAGAUUUGGAAUGUGCUUUAUUGGAUGCUAUACUCAGUCCUCACAUGUUAACUGCGCUACUGGCUACAGACGCAUGGUGUUUUCUUGCACGUUAUGGAAGUGCUGAACUUUGUGCCCAUCAUGUGUGUCUCAUAGCUCAGUUGGUGAAAUCUUGUUCUGGCGAAUGUUAUCAGCUGUCCCAUUUAUCCUUACUGUUCCGACGUAUGCUCUGUCUCAUGGCAGCAAACCACCAGGCUGCAUUUAUUGACACGUUUUCUCCCAAGGAGCCUAGCAACUUAGUUUUAUGGCGACAAGUUAGUAUUAAAGCUCUCUCUGCUGACCUUCAGAAACUUGUCACUUCUGACAUCAUCAAGACAGCAGUUGAUCAGUGCCUAAAGUGGCAGAGUGGCAAGCAUGCUUUGGGAGAAUUAGAACAAGUGAAUGUUGCCCUUGGUGCUAUGGUAGCUGUGUGUCAUGCUGAUGGAGAAGCCUUGAAUUCAGAAUUGCAAUUAUCAGUCACAGAAAUGCUUGGUCAAAUGUGGUCUGUCCUCACUGUGGAACAGGUGAUGAGCCACCGUUGUAUUCAACAGACAAUCAGUCUGCUCCUUUCUUUCGUUUCACUGUUGAUUCGAACAGUAGGGCCACCAUUGAUAGCUGAAGUGGUAUUAUUCCUCAAUUCCCUUCUUCCUCUGAAUCCCCCUGAUCAUGUUCGUCUUGCUGCACUGGACUUCUUAGGUUCCCUUGGAAAGAUAAUUCUACCACCAGAUAUUCAGCGUACAGUCCUUCCAAAGCUGCCUUGCCUCUUUUCAUCCCUUCUGGAAGACAAAUCCUGGCUAAUUCUUCAACAUGCACUACAGGGAUUUACAAUGUUUGCUGAGGGAACAUGCCACGAGGAAGUGGUGCCUCAAAGCCUCGAGUCAGGAGCUUCAAAGUGCAGAGUUGUUAGCUUCUUGAACAAGGUGAUUACAACAACUGAGACCAAGGAAUUGCAAACGGAAAGAUUAAAGCGACAAAAUGCAAUUCUAAAUGCACAUUUCACUCACCUGAAUCUAUGUGCAGCGAAUGGCUCUGUUGUGGUGGAGCCAUCUGCUAAACGUGCCAGGUUGGAACAGUUUGAAGAGGAGGAGUAUGAGAGAACCUUGCAAGCAGCAGAAAAUGCUCUUAAAACAUUACAGACUUUGCUAAAACAGGGAACAGUACCAGAAUGGAUAAAGAUCCGUUUACAAGCCCUACAAACAACAAUCAUUGCUAUGAACAAUGGCAGGCAAUAAAGUAUGUAACAGUGUGAAGAAGUUACAACAUAGUUUUGCUGUAGAGAGGAAUGACUAUCAUCACUGUAUAAUGGAAUUGAUCAGUGAUGGCAGUCAGCUAUUUUUGAGAUAGUCAAGAAUUGCAUGUAAUGUACUACAUGUGGCUAAUGUUUCAGUGUUGAUUUGCAUCAAAUUAACCAUACAUAAUGUACUUGUUGCCCACUCAUUAGUUAAGUUUUCAACCUGUUAAGAUACAGAUUCAAAAUAUUUUGCAGUUUUCUGUAACAGCUAAAGUGAAUCAGUGCUAUCCAAUUCAGCUAGUUAGGUACAUAAGCAGCCAAUUGACUAAUUUCUAGAAAAAAAACUUGUGGUACUCGAAUUAACUAACACAAUGAACAAAUUCAAAAGGUGACAAAACAACUAACUACAUUGCUAAAUUCUCAACCGAGUUCAGAGUCUAAGUGAUCUGAAAGUUGGAAGUAGUCAAGUGAAUGCUUUGAUUUGCACAGGUUUUAUUAUAACUUUAGAUCAAGAGGCCACACUUUUAUGUAGCAUUCUGUAAUUCACCACGUAGACCCCACAAGAGCGAAUUCUGUUUUGUAAUCGACAUUUUACAGCUGAGUGGAGCUGUGAAUGAAGGUCUAUGAACACAUGCAGUAAGAGGUUUGCUAAGGAUCACAAGAUGUGGGCUACAUGCACCAUGUGAUAAUCUCAUUUUGUGUCUGCAUUCUGCCUGCCAGCGAGGAAGAAGCUGAUCAUCCUUCUUCUGCCACAAUGGAGUGCUUAAACCUGCAAAGAGCAUGUGUUUUUAAAUUGAAAGUAUCAAGAUUGUGUUGCUGGAUGUAGUCACUGUUGCAAUUAAGUAUAAAACCACCAAUGUUAAAUGUAACUUUUCUUUCAAAUAGGUCUUUAUUAUAGAAAAAAUUAAUACAUUUGAAUCCAAUAAAUUAUUUUACUUUUUAAAUUGGCCAUUUUAUUAUUGGGAAUUCACUUUCAAAAUAAACAUUAAAUAAUUCAGCUGAAUGAACAUCCUUUAUUAGUCUAACUUGAUACUUUGCUGAAUAAGGACUUGUGGCUAAGUACAUAUUACUUACAGGAGGAAAAGUAACUAAUUCCAACCUUUCCAACUAGUUGAUAACUUCCCAUUGCAUUGUCCAAAUACACUGUCACUAGUGUUUAAAAUAUCUCCAUCUAACAGUUUUGGAGGGAUAAAGAGAAAUUAACAAACUGAAAAGAAGGUUUUAACUAUUAAUGAAUUAAAGCAGCAAUCCCAGAGUAUUCACAUUAAGUUUGUCCAGUGUUUCAGUUCCAUGUCCUCAAUAUUUGAUGGUGAUCUGGUUAAAUCCUGCAGUUUCUGAACUGACUAGCAAUUAACAGUUUCAUAACUUUGACCUAAAUUUUUUGCUGGUUUGUACAAUUAAAAUUACGUAGGAUCGAAUAUUACAAAUGGAUGUUUGCUGCUUCAACCAUUCAUUGGUGAUUCUUCAUAGCAAAGCAGUAUGUUUUAGGUAAUUAUCCACAGAUUCAGAAUAAAAGCAAAUCUCCAAGUCUGAUCUGCUUAAGAAAAAAAAAAUUAAAGGGUAAAAAGUUCUGAAUUUUGUCCAUUUGACAGUGCUAAGGCAAGGAUCAAUUCAAUCUGGCAUUGGAUACCUGAGUGAAUGAUAUUAAACAGGAAAAGCUUUCCCAUAUAACAGCUUAAUUUCUGUAUCAUGGCCCAAAAAUAAUUUUGUGUUGUGUACAUAUUCUCAAUAAGAACUGGUUUAAGUCUAUGUAAAUAGACAGCUAAUACAUAGGGAGAAUUUAAUUCAAAUAUAGAAACUUCAGUCCUCAAAAUGUGAAGGCCAUUGUUUUAACUUUUAUUCCACUAAAUCAUUAUUAUUCCCAUAGGACUUCAGUGCUCAGGAGGUUUUUGGUUGCAAAUAGGGCAUUCCAAUAUACAUUUCCAUGUGCAACUAAAUAGUCACGUGAGAUUAUUUUAUUUGCUGCUGAGUUGGACGAUCAGUGAAAACAGACCUCGGAGCUUAAAAUUCACAUUUGCCAACUGAAAGCAAAUGUUUCCAUCAGAAAAUAAUCUAAAAUUUACACAUUCACCUUCCAUAUUCAGAAAUACAAUCAAAUGUUCAAUUAGAACUAUUUUGGUGUAGUUCCUAAACAAAAUAGUUGUAAUUACAAAAGUAUUCAUUAAAAUCCCCAUCACUAUUUCACUUACAAAUAUUGCAAUAUGUAUCAAGCCCUUGAUUUAAACAUUCUAUUUGGUAUUUUGAGUCAAAAGUAUCUACAUGCACCGAAACAAAUAUUUCAAUGACUUUACUAAUAUGGUGAUUUCCUAACACUCAAGUGUCACUGGUGUUCAUGAGGUUAGAAUUAGUCGAGAUGUACAUGGCACCAAAAAUGGGGUGGGGGGGGGGGGGGGAAAACAACUUUGGCUCUGCUUUAGCGCAAUGAUCUUAAAAACAUCCUUGUCCUAUCUGUUUCUUCAGUGUAUAUGACAGAACUUAUACUUAACUGUAUUAAGACUCAAAACACCAACUGUUACUUGACAGGAGGAAAACUAACUAUAAUUCCAACCUUUCCAACUACCUCCAAUAAUGGGGUGUUGCAAUCUUUACAUUUACCAAUUAAAACGGGUAGUAUUUGCUUCUAAGGCAGGGCUUUGCACCAAAUUACUGACUAAGUGUUGUAUCUCAGAACCAUUUGGCAUUUAAUGGUGCAUUUUAUAAUUUUGAUAUCUGCACACUGACUUCACCAGCAGCAUGAAUUCUAUAGCCGUAGAGCAUGAGAUUAGGGCUAGAGUGACUUCUGAAUGAGUAACUCCUCCAGGGAGUCCUAAUCUAUUACAUUAAUAAGGGGGAUUGGGGCAGCCUCAGGUUGCAUUUCAUGCUGAAGUGCAAGCAAAAUUACUUUGUUACACUUUUAGUUUAAAAUGUACACAGAAAACAGUAACACAGUAACAAUCACUUCACCGAAAUCCGGAUUACUCAAACAUUUCACCAAAGAAACUUGCACUUUAAUCUAUAGGGUAAAUUAGUUGCAAGUCACAGAGGAGAAACCAGCAGUACACCUUCCUCUAUAUAACAUUUAAGAUAUUCACAAAUAGAAUCAAAUUUUCAAAAUAAAGCAUUUCUGGUACUCAGUAAAUAUCACUAAGGUGACCUAUCCCAACAAGCAAACAGUUAACAGAAUUGUGUAGUUCCUGAUAUAUCCUUCUCAGAUACUCUUUAAAAACUGUUUCUUCAGGUAUUUGCAGAGGCAACAAAACACCACCAUCUUUAUUCCACCAGCUACACUUUUUGUGUUUAACUGGUUGGCAGAAGUCAUAGUCAAAAGGAUAGGUGGUGGUGGUAGGGCCAGAGUGUUUGAGUAUCAAAGAUAUUGAUCUUCAUUUACAAAAUUGUUUUAGGCACAGUUUCUAUUUCACCAACUAUUAUCCUCCCAGUUCAGAUCAUCUUCCCAGCCUUCAGUUUCCACCUGAAAAAGACCAAACAGUACAUAUUUAAGAUAACCAUACAUAGUAUCUUACCUUCCCAUAAACUAGGUUCUGUUUGGGCAAGGAAAUUUGAGAAAUCAAAUUAUUACAUGUGCAGAGCAGUGACAAUGUAUUGUUAAGCUCCAGUAUCAAUUUGUGUGUUUUAAUAAACAUUUGUAGAAAAGAUCCAGUGGAGUGUGGGAGAAAUUUACAUCUUUUUGGCACGUGCGGGAUUGGAAAACAUCUUUUCUAGCUGCUUCGGUGGCUCCCAGACUUCCUGCCAGCUUGCAUGUAGACUGUGUAUACUGCCAUCAGCAGUACUACAUAUUCACAAAAAUUACUAGCCAGAGGCACAUGUCACAGUGACCCACUUUAGAUCUGCCUUCUCCCCGCUCCUUUAAAAUACACAUGUGCUCCCAUUUCCCAGUUUACUUUUAAUGUACAAAAUGAGAUGUAUAUCCAGUAAAAAAAUCUUUUUAUUUAAAAGCCAAUCCUACAAUGCAGACAUCUUUUUAAUGGUGCAGUAUACCCAAUCCAGUCCAGAGAGGGGGAACUGAUUAGCAACAUGGAACCCAAUUGGCUGCCUUCAUUUAACCAGCAUACCUAGCAGUUGAAAGGAGAUGAAAAAGGCCAAGUCAAUAAGUUAUAAUGGGAACUGCAGAUGCUGGAGAAUCCGAGAUAACAAAGCGUGGAGCUGGAUGAACACAGCAGGCUCUGACCUAUCCCCUCCCUACCUCCCCACCUACACUCACCUCUGCAGGCUCCAUCCCCACCCCUUUAACUUGUCUGUCUCCUCUCCACCUAUCUUCUCCUCUAUCCAUCUUCGGUCCGCCUCCCCUUCUCUCCCUAUUUAUUUCAGAACUCUCUCCCCCUUUUCUGAUGAAGGGUCUAGGCCUGAAACGCUAAAGAAACAACUUUUUUGCUCCAAAGAUGCUGCUUAGCCUGCUGUGUUCAUCCAGCUCCACAAAGUCAAUAAGUUACGUGUCUUUUCAGCUGGUCUGCAGCAAGACUGCUUUCCCCAAUGCAAAAACCUUACCUGCUUCCAAGCAAAUACCAAUUUCUUUAGCCACUACACACCUACCACACAAGCUCAUUCUCAUCCUAUUUCGAGACUUUACACCGCAGGUGGUCCCGUGAGGCCAGCUGUUCGGCAGGAAGCAUUUAGGGUACAAAGGAUUUCUAAGAACUUCUGGGUUUCCUGAACAUUAGUAUUAAUCGGACCUAGUGAAAAGCCCUGUCAAUUUAAUACCAGGACGCAUUUUUUCAUCUUGACUUUGCUCUGGCGCAGGAAAUCAGACUAUAAAUCAGUGAACGGCUCAUUAUGAUGUUUCUCAUCCCUCCACUGCACUCAUAUUUGCUUUACUCCAUCCCUAGCUUUUACAUCAGAAAUGAGGGUUCAUCACAAUCACUCCAUGAGAAGAUUCCAAGACCUUUCUCUCCAAAUCAGCAGUAAAUCUGUUAGUUACACAGUUUUGUCAUGCAGAAAUUUUUGGGUUAUCAAAUACAAAGUCUACUUUUAUCAAAGCUAUAGAAAUCUCUAGUGAAAUUUUGGGAAUUGAAUAUACCACAAGACUUCGAUUCUCCGUUGGAGAUUUUGCAAAGCACAAUCAAAAAUAGUACCUCCUUCACAUAUAUGCCACAUAAUAUCUAUAAAACAAUAUUUAACAAGAAAUUUCCUAAAUUUAAAAAAUUGCAUCAAAAUUGAACAUAUAUUGAAAACAAUAUUAAUAGUAAUUGGGUGAACAAGAAAUAACAUUGAAACAACUCACGAAUUUUGUUUAAAAAUUCUUUAAAAUAAAUCAGAAUGUUUCCAUAAGGAUAUCACUGGGUUACUGAAACAACAAUGCUUAUGUACCUCACAUUCUGCUGGCAUGGAAAAUUCUCAAAAAUGUAUCCUAGUCUCAUAGUAGAGGUAGCUGAAACUAAAAUUUGACAACGAUAAAUUGGAAGUCGUUAUUAAUCUGCAUGUCUCAUAAUAUUGCAUAAUUUGAUUUAGAUUUUAACAGCCAUCAGUGCUAAUAAAAGUCCUUUGCAACCACCAGUUCCAUACCAGUUAACAAGACAAAAUAACAAAUAAAGCAAAAUUGGGCAAGUGAAGAUUUAGAAAUGUGUAUUCCAAUGUGCUUCAUUACUCCUGCUUCAAAUCCAUGCAGACUUUAUCUAAUCUUACUCGUGUAUUGAGGGGCUUGUAUUUAAAAGCUGAGAAGCAUUCACUCUCCCCCCCCCACUCCCAAAUAUAAACUCUUCAGGAAAUUAUGCAAUCAUCCAACACAGAUUGAAGACCUUGAUCUCCACUGAAUUACAGAAUGAAACCUUAGACCACUGUAACCAAACCAAAGGGGCAGAGCAAUUCAAGAUACUCAUGAGAAGUACAGGAAAUAUUUUUCAGUUUUUCUAUAAAAUACUAAAGGGUGUUGAACUACUGAUCACUAGUUUUGAAUAAUCAAAAACAUUUACACAAGAUACAAAAAGGAAGCCUACAUUUUCUACCAAAAAAACUCGAUAGUGUAUCCUACUCUUUCAGGCCAUAGUUUAAAAAGUACCAAUGCCACUUCAUUUAAAGUUUCAACUCACCUCAACAACGUCUGCUGCAAACUUAGAUGCAAGUGCAAGAGGCGGUGAAUUAUCUUCUGCUCUCAGAAUCUUCUCUGUACAUUUUGAUGCUUCUUCAGUUGGUUUGGCAGUAACAUUCAGUUCUGUUCUUUGUGCUGGCAUUAACAAACCUGUGGAAGAAACUUUAAUGUCUGGUAUCAUAUCAGCAAACAGAUCUAGUUCAGGGUCUCUCUGUGGCUUUUUCUUGACAUUUAUAGUGAAUUCCUCUCCGAGCCCUGUGUUCAAAGAGGUUCUCUGUGCAGUAAUUUUCUGUCUGGAGAUCGUCUGUCCAGUUGACUCUGCUUUUGUACUCUCCUUUAUUGAUAAGUUCUGCUGGUUCCAAUUAUCAUUCCUCCAAUUCUCACAUGAAGUAACAGAGCGAGUUUUCAGUGCUAAAGAAAGUUUCAUGCCUUUGGACUGGGCCAUAUUCCCAGUGAUAGAUAAAUUAGAAGUCUGCUGCUUAUUUAAUUGUUCUGGUUUUAUUGUGCUAGAACGAUUAUCUAUCGCAGGUUCAAAGUCAUCCCAUGGUUCAUCUUUCACAGCAAUGUUCUCAGAUGGAUUACCUGAACUGAUGCAAUCCUUUGUAGGCUCAAUUUUAAUUCCUAUAUUUUGUUCAUUCUCCUCCGACUUGCUCCAGUCUGGCCAAUCCUCAGCAGAUUCAUGGAUCAGCACCGAAUUUUGUGUACUACCAGCACCAGAAAUGUUGUUCCCACGAAUACCAUUCAUUGACAUUAUGGAUGUUGGUGCUUCAUAUUGGGCCAUGUCCAUAAAGGAAAAAGAACUCAAGUUACAACUACAAUAAAAAUAUAUAGAAUAAAACUCAAAUGUGACCAUUAUUAAUCAGAACCAUAUUUAGCUGUUUGAAUAUUUAAUAGUUUCUUUCUUUGCAUUGCCUGUUAUAUGGUUAGGCAGGUUUGGAGAUCUGGUAUAUACUUAAUCCUAAGAAAAGCUUGUAUAGAUGCACACACCUAUAAUUUAACAUCUGCUUAGUCAUCAUUUUCUCCUACUACUCCAAUGUUAUGACAGUCAGAAAACAGAAGCAUUUUUAGAAAAAAACACAACCGUCCAACUUGACUGCUUAGUGAAUUGCUGUACAAUGUUUAGCUUUAUUAUAUGUAGACCUUUAUGAAACUUGGAUCAGCUUUUAACGGUGCAGUGUUUAUGCCAAGGAAAAUCUUACCAGUGCAUUUCAGUGCCUGUGUCUUAACGUGAAACCCUCUAAGCAUCAGUUAGAACAUAUUAACGCACAAUUUUAAUUUAUGAUUCCAUGGGGCCCAAUUGUGUACUGAUUGCCAACUCAAUUUCAAAUAAAUAUAAGA